Molecule: messenger RNA, 1565 nt
Organism: Helianthus annuus (common sunflower)
Lineage: Eukaryota; Viridiplantae; Streptophyta; Magnoliopsida; Asterales; Asteraceae
Product: mitochondrial phosphate carrier protein 3, mitochondrial
Exons: 6
Coding region: 258-1325 (355 amino acids)
Biological process (GO): mitochondrial phosphate ion transmembrane transport
Cellular component (GO): mitochondrial inner membrane
Molecular function (GO): phosphate transmembrane transporter activity
Source: RefSeq, a predicted model, not a curated record
AUACUAGUAUAACUUAAAAACAUAUAAAAAAUGGACAUCUUAUAUUUGAGAAGCCACUUUUUGUAAAUUUACAAGAUGGCAAAACCUCAAAAAAAUUUCCAUUUUAAAGCUAUGGCGGGUAAGAAACGAACAAGAGCCUUCAAAUCCACAUGCAUUUCCACCAUUAAUCCCACCUUCAUCUCCCUUAAUUAUACCAAACAAACCCUAUAACUCUUUCCCUUGCAUUAAUUCUAACAACAAUUUCCAGCACAAUCACGAUGAACUUCAUGGAUUCUUCACGCCAAUCUCUCAUCCCAAACUUCCUCUACUCUCCAAAAGGAUUCAUUGAUUAUCCCGCGAAUUCAUUGACGUCUUCUAGGUUUUCGGCACUCACGUCAAUGUCACCGAAAAGAGGUUUCGUGGUUCAGGCUCCUAGCGAGCCACGUAAGAUCGCGAUGUUUUCUCCGGCGUAUUAUGGAGCGUGUACGGCUGGUGGUAUUCUUAGCUGUGGUUUGACACAUAUGGCUGUAACUCCCUUGGAUCUUGUCAAAUGCAAUAUGCAGAUAAACCCUACAAAGUACAAGGGUGUUGCUUCUGGUUUUGGGGUACUGCUCAAGGAACAAGGAAUGAAGGGAUUUUUCAAGGGUUGGGUUCCAACUUUGCUUGGUUACAGUGCACAGGGUGCUUGCAAAUUCGGGUUUUAUGAAUUCUUCAAGAAAACAUAUUCUGACUUGGCUGGUCCUGAGUAUGCAACCAAAUAUAAAACCUUGAUCUUCCUUGCUGGUUCUGCAUCUGCUGAAUUUAUUGCUGAUAUUGCUCUUUGCCCGUUUGAGGCGGUUAAGGUUCGUGUCCAAACGCAACCUGGAUAUGCUAAAGGCCUCUCGGAUGGCCUUCCAAAGUUCAUUAAAGCGGAUGGUGUUUCUGGGCUUUUUAAGGGGUUAGCUCCUCUUUGGGGACGACAAAUUCCAUAUACAAUGAUGAAAUUUGCAUCUUUCGAAAAAAUUGUGGAGUCGUUGUACAAGUAUGCCAUCCCAACGCCGAAAGACCAAUGUAGCAAAGAGUUGCAGCUUGGCGUAAGCUUUGCUGGUGGUUAUGUGGCUGGUGUAUUUUGUGCCAUUGUUUCACAUCCAGCUGAUAAUUUGGUAUCUUUCCUCAAUAAUGCUAAAGGGGCUACUGCUGGCGACGCUAUUAAGAAAAUUGGUUUGGUUGGUCUAUUCACUCGUGGUCUCCCUCUUCGUAUUUUUAUGAUUGGGACUCUUACCGGAGCACAAUGGGGAAUCUAUGAUGCUUUCAAAGUUUUUGUUGGGCUGCCUACUACUGGUGGUGCUGCUCCUCCCGCUAAGUAAACUAUGGACAAUCAAACAAAGCUAAUCACGUGUUGUUGUAUUGUGAAGGGCAUAGAGAAUGCUCGGGAUAAAUAACACUAGGUUAGCUUAAUUUGUUACACUCCGGUUUGUUGUCUAGUAACGCACAUCACACACUUAUAGAUUCAAAAAGAUCAGUACGUUAUGAUAUAUAUGUAUAUAUGCAUGUAUGUACACUAUAAAAGUAAUUCAACUUGUAUAAAAUAAGUUUCUAUUUUACAA